AUGAUACCUCCUUCCAUUUCACACUUAACUGGUUUUGCUCAGCUUGAAAAUCUCACCCUGCGCAUGUUUCAUGGACAAUCAUAUGAAACUGCACUCAGGGAGGAGCGUAGAGAAGGAAGCACUUGGCCGCAGGCUGGUGAGAGGAAGGAGGAGGAGAUGCUCCUGGGAAAACUGGUGAGAGGAAGGAGGAUGCUCCGGUGA
Prunus armeniaca (apricot) is the source of this 201-nucleotide messenger RNA. Lineage: Eukaryota; Viridiplantae; Streptophyta; Magnoliopsida; Rosales; Rosaceae. The record is from the annotation of a GenBank genome assembly.